ACUGACCACAUGUGUUAUCUAUCUACAUGAUUCUACAUAUACUGUGAUACAUAAAAACGAGCUGUGAGUGAAAUCCAUUCACAGUAAUAAAUGGAAUGAGAGAGAGUAGGUGUGGUGAAUGAAGUUGUAUCAAAGUUGAAACAGAAGAAUAUUUUUGCAAUCAUGGCUUUUGACUCUGUGUUCUGUCAAGUCCACCAGAUACAGAUUACAUCUUAUUGUGAGAGUUGUAAAGAUGGGAUUUGCUGGAAAUGUUUUAAACUUCACAAAGGACACAAAGUUUAUGCAUUACAGUACAUCUUCCCUAAAUAUCAGGCUAUAGCUAUGAAUGAAAUACUACCAAAAAUAAUCAGAGACACUAGAGAGCUGGAAAAUGUCCAUAGUUGCUGGGAAACUUCUAAACAUUCUGUUGAGAAAAGCAUUGACAGUUUCCAAAAAGGAUUGAGCAAGCAGUUCAACUCCAUAAUUCUAGCUCUAAGUAGGAAAGAAAAAUCCUUAAUGGCUAUGAUGAAGGAAUCAAGAUCCAAAGCUAUAAGCCAAUGUGAAAGAGAGAUAAGCCAUGCCAAUAAACUUAAAAACAACUUGGAAGAUUUAAAACUUGAUGCAUACAAUAUUGCUUACUCAGGAACUUCUUCAUCUGUUUUGGGAUACAAAGAUCUAAAAAUGAAUUUAAUAUCAGAAGAUGAGGAAAUUCUGAAAUGUCUGCUAAACAAAAAGUCAUCAUUGAAAGAUCAAUUAUGUGAUUAUGAAAUUGUUAACAUUGAAGAAUUAUUAAAAGCUGUGGAUAAUCUUAAUUUGAGGGAGAGAAAGGAGGAGGGUCAGCAUGAUAAUAAACACAGACAUACUGAAGAGGAGAAAAGAAAAAAGAGUCAAGUCAACACUUCAAGGAAGAGGAAAAUGGAAGGAACAGAUUUAGAUAAAGAAUCAAAUAACAGGAAUAAAACUGCAAAAAAGGACAGCCCUGAAUACAGUCCAGAUCCAUUUCAUGAUAAAAAACAAUCUGUUUCACAAUCGAAAAAGAUGUCUGCUCUCAAAAAUAAAUUAUCUAAUAAAAAGAGGCUUAAAUCUAAGGAUUUAUAUAAUUCUAAGCAGUUACACAGAAAGAAAGAUUUGUUAAAUGCCAAAACUAAGGCACAAUAUAUAGACCAUGAUAGAAUGAAGGAUGGGAAAACAAAAGGAUCAGUCCAGGUUAACUAUACUUUCCAGCGUCCAACUGUACUUUAUGAUGACAUUGAAAUGUUUGAUGAUAGUUUUGGUAGUAGUGAUAUUUUAUCAAAAGAGCAGGACUUUUCUUACUCUAAGGUAUAUAAAAACUUUAAGAAUAUGGACAAUGAUAAUAGAAAGAAGGAAAACGUGAAUGAAGGAAACCAACUCAGCCAAGAUACAAUAAACAAGACAAAUCAGAGUGAAAGAAAAGAUAAUCAACAAAAGUUCAAUGUUUCUGCAAAGGUGUCUCAGCAAAAGAGUACAGUGUGUUUCCAUGAUGUAGAAUCUCAGUUUAAGGUAGCAGAGAAAAGUGAUCUUGAGAAAAACCAAGAUGUUCAAAUUAAAUCAUCUGAUAACCAAAUAGAAAACAAAACUGGCAGCUCUGUCAAAACUAGGAAUAAUAACCAAUCAGCAGUACAGACUAUCAAACCAGCAGUACAUGCUAACCAAUCUAUAGUACAGACUAACCCCUCAGCAGUACAGGCUAAAUUAUCUGCAGUACAGGCUAACCCCUCAGCAGUACAGCAUGUACAGGCUAAAAUAUCUGCAGUACAGGGUAACCCUUCAGCAGUACUGACUAGACAAACAUCAGUACAAGCUAACCCCUCAGCAGUACAGACUAAACAAUCAACAUUACAGGAUAACCUAUCCACAGUUCAGACUAACCAUUCCAAUAUACAGGCUAAACGAUCAGCAGUAAAGUUUGUUAAACAAUCAUCAGUACAGUCUAACCUCAUGGCAGUACAGACUAACAAAUCAGGAGUACAGCUUAAGCAGUCCACAGUACAGUCUAAUCAAUCCACAGUACAGCCUAAGCAACCCACAGUACAGCCUAAUCAAUCCACAGUUCAGCCUAAGCAAUCCACAGUACAGCCUAAGCAACCCACAGUACAGCCUAAGCAAUCUACAGUAAACCCUAAGCAAUCCACAGUACAGUCUAAUCAAUCCACAGUACAGUCUAACCAAUCCACAGUACAGUCUAAGCAACCCACAGUACAGCCUAAGCAAUCCACAGUACAGCCAAAGCAAUUCACAGUACACCCUAAGCAAUCCACAGUACAGCCUAACCCAUCCACAGUACAGUCUAACCAAUCCACAGUACAGUCUUAUCAGUCAACAGGACAGUCUAAAAAAUCUAUAAUUCAGCCUAAGCAAUCCACAGUACAGUCUAAUAAACAAUCAAUAACUCAUGCUAACCUAUCUGCAGUACAGAAUAACCAAACAGAAAUACAGCUCAAGCAAUCAGCAGUACAGUCUGACCAAUCUAUAGUACAGUCAUAUCAGUUUACAGUACAGUCUUACAAAUCUGCAGAACAGACUAAACCAUAUGCAGCACAGUCUAACCAAUCAACAGUACAGUCUAGCCAAUUAUCAGUACAGGGCUCUGUAUCAAGUAUAAAGACAGAACCAGGUCAACAACCAAUCAGUUGUGAUAAAAUACCACCAGUUAUAAAGGCUGAACCAAUUGACAAAGAACCAGGUCAAGUGUCAGUCACUUGUGAUGAAACAUCAACAGUUAUAAAGGCUGAACCAAUUGACACUAGCUAUAAACAACAACAGAUAUCUCAAGUAGGAUCGGCAGAAAUAAAAGUUGAGCCAACAGAUGAUUAUUUUGAUAAACUUGAAGUUGACAUACAAGCUGCAGAAGAAAAAAAUGAGAAGGAGAAGAAAGAAACAAAGGAUUUGAAUGAAAACCAGAGUUUACAGAUCAAAGAGGCUACUAUUGAUGAUAAUAAGACAAAUAAAAUGGUUGUUGAAAGUUUGGUUGAUGAUAUUACAGAUAAGAUAAGUAGUAAACACUGUGCUGAUGAGUUCGUAUUCAAUGAAGAUGAUAAGUGGAAUGUAUUAGAUGAUAUAGUUGAUGAAACAGUUGAGAUGAUUUCAUCUGACCAAGUAAUGAAAGACGUGGGAGGUCUAAAUGACCUUAAUCUGGUUUCACAGUGUCACGAAGUCAAUAGAAAGGAUGAUGAAAAUAUAGAGCAGUUUAUGGUAGAUCAAGAAAUGGUUGCAGUUAAUGAUGAAAAUAACAAUAAAGAAAACUUAAGUUUUAACAAAGAAUACUUGAACCUCAGAGUAACUGUUGACAACGACUACAGCAGAAAUGGUAAAGAUUUGGAAUCAUGGGAAACUGCAGAGGACAUGACAGAAGAAACAAAUAAUCAGCCUGCUUCCAUAUUGAACCAGGAACAAGUUAAAAAACCAGACUCAGAGUUUUCAAUUCAUUCUCAGUCUAAUCCCUGUCCUCAACUACAGAAAGAUAAUUAUGAUGAAACUGCAUUAGAAGUCAUUGAUCUUACAAGCCAACGACAUGUAUGUUAUCCACACAUUCCACUGUAUCCAAACAAUGUGCAACUAUCAGAUUAUACAGUUAGCUAUUACAUACAGCCAGGAUUUUCUACACAGGUUGAUCCAGCUAAUUUUAAUUUCUCCAGACAACAACACCAGUCGCUUGAUGAUGCAAAUCAACAGGCAUCAUCAAUAGAGAUUUAUGCUGACAAAGCAUUCUCCGAAGACCAGAAUAAUGUUGGACUGUGUGAAAGAAGAAAUCAGAGAACAAAUGAUAACAUGUUGGACCAUUUAAAACACAAUAAAUUACCAAAUCUACAACUUAUGGAUAUAAUUGGUCAUGUAGUGGAGUUUCUAUUAGACAGUGUAGGAUCACAAUUCGUACUGUCUAAGUUACCAAGAGCUGCAAGAGAAGAAACUUCAAUUAUUGUCAAUGAAAUAUUAACGUCAGGUCAGUUCAUUACUCUGUGUAAGAGUCCAUCUGGUCACCAUGUCCUACAGAUAUUAUUGAUAAAGACAUUAAGUGAGCAGUCCAAUUAUCUAGCUAUGAAGUUAUUUGGAAACAUUGUCCAGUUAACACUACAUCCUUAUGGUUCAAAGGUCAUACUACAAGCAUUGAGUACAUCAACUGUACAAAUACAAAAGGGAAUUCUGAAGGAAUUAGAGAGAAGUGUCCUCCACUGUAUGAUAGACAGCAUAGGAAACCAUGUUAUACAGAAAUGUAUAGAGAUAUUCUCACCGCAAUGUCUAAGAACCGUUAUAGAAACUUGUAAAGAUCAGCUAACAACUCUUUGUACUGAUAUCUAUGGUAGUAAGGUGCUACAGAAACUAAUAACACAUUGUGUUCUGUGGAGGACCAAACCUAUACGUGAAGGUAUUUUGGAUCAGUCAGAUGAGUUAGUACAAGAUCCCAAUGGUGUAGAGGUUAUCAUGUGUGUAUUACAGAAGGGAACUCCUGAAGAUAAAAAUAGAAUUUUAAACUGGCUGAAAGGAGAUCUUCUAUCACACUGUGUUCAGCGGUACAAUAGUUAUUUAGUUGAGACGUGUUUGACAUGUCUACAGCCAGAUCAGAAGGCUAUACUCAUCAAAGAAGUCUGCCUUAUGAAUGAUAUUGCCUUCAGAACAAUAUUGACAGAUAGAUAUGCCAGUUCUAUUGUACAGAGGAUGAUAGAUGUAGCCAAGCCACAUCAACGAAGGGUUCUGGUCAUGAAAAUUCAACCUUAUCGUUCUACACUUUCAAACAGUCACUUAUGGAAAGAUGUAGCAGCAUUAAACAGCAUUGAUAAUUGAUACUGUCACUCCUUACCCAAAACUACUUAAACCAAGUCAUCAAUUAUAGAUGCUGACUACUUAAAAUAGAAAAUUUUAUGUCAAUGUAAUAAAAAAUGAAAAUUCUGAGAAUGAUCAACUGCUAUUUGGGGUAAUUAUACUAUUAGGUUGAAGAGUUAUCAUUCUAGAUUUAACGAAAUAGGAACCAAGUACCAAAUAAAUGAUAUACAGACUAAUUCUGCUCUUAUACUAGUUUUAAAUUCUUUAGAUUUAUUAAAUGUGCUAUGUUAUCAAGAUGGUAACAUUGUUUGAUUAUUGCUAUUGGUUUAUUUCAUUGAUUUUCAAAUUAACUGUCCUUAUACAAAUGCAAAAUUUCUAAAUGCUCUUAAAAGUGCAUUUUAUAAAUACAUUAUAUUUCAAAGAAAAAUCAUGAAUGAAGUGCAUGUAGAGCACUGAUGUAGAGUUAAAGAAAAAAUUUUCAGACGCUUCUUGUACAGUGUGCCAAGUACAAAUGUUUAUCAAUAAUUAAAUAUAUGACUAGCAUGGAUUUAUAAAUCAUCUAAGAGAUUUAUAAAUGAUAUUUAAAUUGUUGUUUAGAGAAUUAUAAGUGUUUCUUUAUCUUGUCCUGUUGAUUGUGUCAAUCAAAGGAAUGAAAUGCAUAGAAAUUGUUUUUAUGUUAUACAUUGUGUCAGAAUGCAUGUAUUUUUUUCUUUUUGCAGACAAAAAGAGCUUUGUCUUGUCUUCUAAACAUUAUAUUUAAAAAUGAUCAUGAAAAUAACUGACUACAUGUAUGGGUUUUAUGGGGUUUAUUUUUGUCAGAAUGAAAAAAAUGUGCACAUUUAUUUUGUUGUUAAAUUAAAUUUCAAACAUGUAUGAAAAUUUAAAGUGGAAGAUUUUCAUAUAGAUAUUAUUAUUCAAUCAUUGUUCAGUUUGCCAUAACAAAACCAUGAUAAUACUCGUAGAUUAGUGCUUUUUGUCUUUCAUCAAAUAGUUAUAGUACUGGUAUGAUCUCAGGUGAACAAAAAUGUAUGUUCUAAAAUCAAUUUACUUGUAUGUUUUGUGCAUAGACUUAAUAAAAUGUGAAAUGAAAUGGCAAUUUUGAUUUUAAUAAUGAAAUGGCAAUUUUGAUUUUAAUUGAUUUCAAAAGUCACAACUUGUCAUGACACUACAGAAUAUUGCGAUUCAAGCAAAAUCAAUGAUGAAAAACCCAUAAAUGACCAUCUAGAGGUCUAUGCAUGUUUGUUUUUUUUUACUUCAUUAUAUAUAUAUAUAUAGACAUUUAAGGUAGCACAAUACAAAGAUUUUAUGACUCAAACUCCAAAGUUUUUAAAUGCUGUAACUUUCCUAAUAAUGCUAGAAAAUUUAUAAAAUUGGUAGUUUUAGAUAGCUAACAGAUUACUCUUUCAAAUUAAUGCAGUGUUAGUAUGAUGCAACAAUUAUGUAACCUAUUUUAAUGUUAACUGUGUCUAAAAUAUUUUUCACCAAAUUUCCACUUUCAAAUGAAAUUGACUUUUGCAUAGGUAUCCCUAGAGGGUUGGGUUUAUUAUAUGUUGUUCCUAUGGCCAUUAUCUACAAAAGGGUGUCUCAGAUUUCAGAUAGAAUGUAUAGAACAAAUUUUACACCUAAUUGAACAUUAUCUUCUUUUAUGUGGUUAGGAUGUUGACACUAAUUAUAGAUGAGAGGAUGGAAUACCAUAGAGACAAUCUGAUACACCCUUUUGAAGCCCAUGAUGUGUUGAUUAAGAUUUUCGUUAAAAUUUUCUUUAUAGUUAAAGAGAUAACAGAGCUAAAUUUAUUCAAGUGAAUUUACCCAGAUUUUGCUACUAAUUACAUAAUAAUUGAUUACAUAAUGAUUGCAUGAUAAAAAUAUUGCAUUCAUUUAAAAGAUAAAUCUUUUAUCUAUCUAUAUAUACCUCUUUUAUUAUUUUCUAUGCAUUCAUAAGAAAGUUACAGCAUUUCAAAGGUUAGUGAUUGGAAGUAAAAAAAUCUUUGUAUUGUUCUACUUUAAGAUCGUGUUUAGAUCAAAAUUACCAUUUUCAUUUCUUUCAAUAUUUUUGCAAGUAGUUAUUUAUACAAUGAUUUAUAAUUUUUUACUUUUUUGUUAUUUCAAACUU
Molecule: messenger RNA, 6871 nt
Organism: Mytilus trossulus (common blue mussel)
Lineage: Eukaryota; Metazoa; Mollusca; Bivalvia; Mytilida; Mytilidae
Product: titin homolog
Exons: 15
Coding region: 163-4779 (1538 amino acids)
Biological process (GO): post-transcriptional regulation of gene expression
Cellular component (GO): cytoplasm; nucleus
Molecular function (GO): mRNA 3'-UTR binding; zinc ion binding
Source: RefSeq, a predicted model, not a curated record